AUGCCCCACGUGUUUCGGGGACACCUGAACCGUGUGGUGCUAGGAAUGCGGCUCAGGCUGACCAAUGGUCUCCUGAGGCCUACAAGGAUUGCAGCUCGGGUAGACUUGGUAUCUCCGAGGCCUGCGAGGAUUGCGGCUCGAGUAGACUUGGUGUCUUCGAGGCCUGCGAAGAUGGAAUUGACGGUAUUAAUGGAAUUGACGGAUCAGGAAUGGGAGUACGCCUAG
Molecule: messenger RNA, 225 nt
Organism: Prunus armeniaca (apricot)
Lineage: Eukaryota; Viridiplantae; Streptophyta; Magnoliopsida; Rosales; Rosaceae
Source: the annotation of a GenBank genome assembly